AUGGCCAAUCUCUACUUGAUGCAGGCCUUGUACGCCCCGAAGCUGCCUCCGCCCACGCCUAGUCCUGGUGUUUCCGCGCUCGACGACGACGGCGUGCAGGGACGACAAAGGCAGUCUGUCAUGCCCGAGCGCCUCAGCAUGAUGGAAGUCGAAGAACCACCUGAACCCGAAUCAGAGGCCGCUGCGCGCUGGAAACCGACUGGUGCCAAUGUUCAGCCAGUCGGCAUCAAGAGCGAGUUUCCAAGCUCCGACGCUGCGGACAGAUUUUUGGAAUCGCUCCCGUCUUUUCCUGGCAACAUUGCUGUUACGCCUUCUCCGCCCUCAUCGAUGACGCUUCCUGCUGGCCUUACGUACCCAAUCGAGCGAUACCUACCACCUGCGGGACCAUAUUACGACCAGAACGCUCUCCUUCCCGUCUUUGGACCGCAGGAGAUUCCAUGCGGUCCAGAAACCGUUCGAGAUCGACAAAUCCGUCCCGACAAGCAAGAGCUCGCUGUCCUCUCUCGUAUCGGUGUCAUGUAUAAUGCACGCGGUCCAAACAACACUGUUCUUGUAAACCCAAUGCAUCCGAUCGUUCAGGACUUCUACAAAGACAAGCCAAGGUCGAAGGCAUUGAUGCGGAAGAUAUUCGAGGCGGACCCAAGGCAUCGCUCGACGUCCAUUCCAUCGCGCAGUGGGCCAACGCUUGUGGCAAAUGCCCCUGCACAGCAACCGCUUCCGCCGCUGAUGAGCCCAUACACCAUACCGAUAAGAUCCGUGGACAACAGCCUCGACCCGCGUCUCCAGGGUCGCACCUCCUGUGGCGCGCCCGGCCAACUGGUGCUUCCGCAGCCCGAUAACGCCAGCAACAGCAGCGAAACCCCGACUGAUCCAGAAGACAUCGAAAAGAAGCUUCAGGACCAGGAGGUCGAGAAUCUGAACUUGAGAAUGCAGGCAGUUGUGAAGGAUCGUGAGAUUCGGAAGCUGAGGGCGGAGCUCGAGCAGCUGCGCGCUCAAGCUGCCAACACUGGUGGCGCAUACUAG
Alternaria metachromatica is the source of this 1023-nucleotide messenger RNA. RefSeq lists its product as uncharacterized. The transcript has 3 exons. NCBI's taxonomy places the organism in Eukaryota, Fungi, Ascomycota, Dothideomycetes, Pleosporales, Pleosporaceae. Bases 1 to 1023 code for a protein of 340 amino acids. The record is from RefSeq and is a predicted model, not a curated record.